AUGGAUGCUGAUGGGUGCAUUGAUCUUGGUUGCCUUUUAAGGGUUACAGCAGGUUAUGGAACAAAAGGUAUGCUACUUUUUGUUAUGGUAUAUUUGGGUGAGCAGUAUGUGAACAACCCUACACUUUCUAAUGUAACUUUAAUGAUUGAGGGCAAAAGGUUUUAUGCUCAUAGAAUCUACCUGCUUGCUUCUUCUGAUGCGUUUCGGGCAAUGUUUGAUGGUGGUUAUAGGGUGAUGGAAAAAGUACAUCCAGGUACUAGUAAGUGUGUAAUGUCUUAUGUAAUCGGAGUUCACAGCCUUAAGGAAUCAACAAUCACUGUGAAACUUCUAGUGUUUAGAUUUCUUACUGGUUGUGAACAUUUGUUUCUUCCCUUUCUACCCUUCACUUGCAGGUUGAUGAUUUUUCAAGAAUGUUCAGACUAUUUUCCAAAAAUACCCCAUGGAUUGGAUCCUGUCUCUAGUAUGUUUAAACAGCAUGUUGCUGCUGAAGGAACAACCUUGGUCAAACAGGCAAAAGAUGUUGCAAGUAAUAAGAAGGCAGAAAAGAGAUUGCAGGUUGAUCCUGCUACAUGGCCAAUAAUGAUCUUUAAGAUAUCAUAUUUUGGCAUGGCUAGAAGCUUUGGAGGAAACGAGACUCAAGCAAAAGUAAAAACACAGAGAGUUGUUGGCAUAUAUUCUCUUCACCACCAAGAAUCCGACGAUGCCUAUGUAACAACGUUGCCCACCCAAAUCACCGACGACGCUGCACCCGACAACGCCACUGCCGCCGUACUUCCUCCGUCUCCAACUCGUUUUCGGAUUCUGCCCAGCAGGAACUCGAUGUUGUCCUUGAAAGUGUCCCUGAGAUUAAUGAGUUACUUUGCACCUGCAGGGACUGAGGUUUGUGUGAGUCCAGAAACAGAGUUGGAGUUGUAUAGAAUUGGAAUGAAUAAUAAGGUUCUUAGGAACCCAACCCGGUUGAUAUGA
Molecule: messenger RNA, 966 nt
Organism: Lactuca saligna
Lineage: Eukaryota; Viridiplantae; Streptophyta; Magnoliopsida; Asterales; Asteraceae
Source: the annotation of a GenBank genome assembly